Parathielavia appendiculata is the source of this 1750-nucleotide messenger RNA. RefSeq lists its product as uncharacterized. The record is from RefSeq and is a predicted model, not a curated record. The transcript is spliced from 4 exons. Lineage: Eukaryota; Fungi; Ascomycota; Sordariomycetes; Sordariales; Chaetomiaceae. The coding region runs from base 1 to 1659 and encodes 552 amino acids.
AUGUCCUCUUCAAACAACAGCAGCUUUCGCCGUUCCAGGCCGUGGAAUAGCCGUCAACUAUCAUCUCCCUCGGGCCUCCUCAGCAGGCGUCAGCAAGGCACGGAUGAGGACCCAGAUGACCAGGAUGGAGACCGGAACGAAGUCAAAGGAAAAGAGAAUCAACAGCAGCCGAGCCAGCGUCGCAGCGGACGAUUCCCCUCCCCGAGCUCGCCUCUCGCGCGAAACCCGGUGCACAUCCCGGCUCGAGAAGAAGAAGUUGAGCCGAGUGGCAUCUCACCCGCGGUGGCAGUCAGGGACAGUGGCCCUGGCAGCUUGAGAGGAGACCGUGCCACGACCCGUCGCAAGACCGAGGAGACUCAAGUCCCUGCAGGCAUCGAACAUCGCGCAGGGAACGGCGGUGGCAAGAUAAGAAGGAAGAACAUCAGCAGCAAGGCCGACGGCAAGGACAACAAUCGUUUCGUUGACGGCAACAAACCCGCUGACAGCGAAGCCGACGACGACGAGAAGAAGACCAGCGACCAUACCAAUGAGGACAACAAGCGCUGUUCCAACGACAACAAUAGCAUUGAUAACGAAGAUGACAAAGCCAGAACCGCCAGGGCGAACGAAGCAGCCAGAAUCAUGUGUGCUUCUUGUCAGAUUGGAACCAAAUUUGCUGAGGCGAAGGGCGAGAAGACGAGAGCCGACGAGAAGAAGACGCGCUGGGAGAAGCACAGGACAUGGACGGCAGGCAACGGUCGAAUUGGUGGCAAAAAGCAGGAUCUAGAGACGGAGUGCAAGAUGACCUCUCAAGAGUUCAUCGAUAUCGUUGAUCCCUACCCGCACCUGUACCGAAAGGAUGGAAAAGUACCGAGCAAUCUGCAGGUGUAUGCGGCUGAGACGACUGGGGAUGACGGGCAGGGGAACAGGGGAGGAGAAAGGUCGGAAAGUGAAGGGAAGGGAGGGGGCCAAGAGUCGGGAGGUGGGAGCGGCAGCAAGGCGCUUCCGGGUGGAGGGGGUGAUGGCCCGAGAUCGCCGGGUGAGUUCUAUAGUCGGCCGGUCUACGGGAACAAGUCAUCUCUCGAUAACCCAGCAAACAGGAGCGAGAUUGCCCCCUGGGAAGAGCUUGAUAGCCAUCCUGCUGCUGGCUUCGAUUUACCGCAAGACGGCACGCUGAUGGGCGGGGCGGUACAGGAAGACGAUCCCAGAGACAAGGGCAAGGGCAAAGCUAUGAACGUGGACUACGGGUACUUAGGGUAUGGUCCGCCCGCCAAGGCAAAACCAUCACAGAGGCAGGAGACGCCGGUGCGGCCGGUUGCCUCCGCCUUCGCUUCACAAGGCCUCCGCUCCCAAACACCCGGGCUCUUCCAUCGCCCCCGGCCAGCGUCCCGGACUCCGUUCGAACUCGACCCCAACGAGGGAUUCAACCAACGCCUUCGAUCCAACGAUUCGGCAAGUAACUCUCCGGAGCCAAACACAAGGAGCACAGAAGCAAAUGUAAGAUCCAACCCCACCGCCCCACAGACACAACCUGGGGGCCAAGGACAAGAGGAGAACCCUACUGGAGAGGCCGAUGUGGGUAAUCUUGAUGGGAGAGACGAGCGGGGGAGGAAGCGUGCUCGUCUGAAGGAGGUUGUUCGGCGGAUACUUGGACGGAGACAGAACGACAAACCAUCUUGAACUCGGACGUGCAUUGAGGGCUUAUUGUGUAUCCUAGUCACUCAGGUUGACUCCUUUGUUUUCAAAUGAGUUCUACUGGUAUGACCUUGCC